GCGAAAAUCAAGCAAAAAUGUCUGGAAAAGCAUCAUUUGCAAAGAUAUUGCAGCGUUCAAAGUACGCAACAUACGAUCCAUCGAUAUCACAAGUCUACAGUGCAGCAGCAGCUAACAGAGCGAGAGGUGACUUCGGUUUUAAGAGACCAAUACAGGGUCCACCAAACGUUAGAGUGAAAUCACAAGACAACGAAUUGGGCGUCGUAGAAUACAUCAAUGCAGAUGGCGACGUAAAGGUCUUGCAAAGGAUCGAGGAAAUGAGAAUACCAUUUGACAACAAAGAGAGUACAUCUGCUAAUGAGUAUAGCAGUUACGUUGAUAAAUCAUCAAUCGAAGAUACAAUUUUGGGCCAAUUUGGUAGACCAGAAGUUGAACUUAUGGAUAAACAAGAGUUUGAUAACUACUUACAAAGAGUUAAAUCCUUGAGAGGUGAAUUCAAGGAAUUCCUCAAUAAUCAAGCUUUGGAUGUUGCAAAAAAGCAAGCUGAAUUGAAGGGAGAAAACCCUGAUAAUGUUAAAACACCACCAGUUGAUCUCUACAAUUCAGCCCAAAAUGAUCCAUAUGUUCACCAACAAUUUCUUAAACAAUAUCAUGCAAAGGUUCUGACUGAAAAGGAUUCAAAACAUCUCACACCAAAUCCACACUUCAAUGGUGGUCUUAGAUACUCAACACCAAGUCCAAUAGAAUCAUCAAAGUUGUCGCCUUCAAUUCCAGGUAGAAUAUUACCAAAUAGCUCAAACAACAGCAGGUUUAGAAGGGAGAAGAAACCAAUUGCCUUAGCAGGUUUAGUAGCAUCAACUGAUAUGUCCAAUUUAACAGGCUUAUCUGCAACUGAUUUCGCCAGUGAAUAUGGUCAACAAUCACGAGAUUUGAAUGCAGGACAAGCUAAAUUCAGAGUAAUGAACAGAGCAAAUGUCAGCAGAGUUCCAAGAGUAGUAAACACUUCAUCAGAUAGACCGUUGGAUGGUGCAGUUAUUGAUAUUGAAUUGUUAGAAUCAUCAGCUAUUGAAAAGUUGCAAAACAAAUCAGAAGCAAUCGGAUCACCUGAAUACGUUAGCACAUUUGAGAAGGACAUUCCAAGCGGACGUAAUAGACCGGUUUCAAUGUUUAAAACAAUAAAUUCGCCUUUAUUCAACAGGAAAAAGGAGAAUCAAGGUACGGAACUCAAAAUAUCUGAAUUGCUCAAACAACAUCAAUUUUAAUCUAAAUAAAGUUUGAUAGAUUAGAUUUUUUU
Wallemia mellicola CBS 633.66 is the source of this 1234-nucleotide messenger RNA. RefSeq lists its product as hypothetical. The record is from RefSeq and is a predicted model, not a curated record. The coding region runs from base 18 to 1202 and encodes 394 amino acids. NCBI's taxonomy places the organism in Eukaryota, Fungi, Basidiomycota, Wallemiomycetes, Wallemiales, Wallemiaceae. The transcript has 2 exons.